Daldinia vernicosa is the source of this 2966-nucleotide messenger RNA. RefSeq names its product Pkinase-domain-containing protein. The coding region runs from base 423 to 2783 and encodes 786 amino acids. Lineage: Eukaryota; Fungi; Ascomycota; Sordariomycetes; Xylariales; Hypoxylaceae. Gene Ontology annotation, biological process: intracellular signal transduction; protein phosphorylation. The record is from RefSeq and is a predicted model, not a curated record. Gene Ontology annotation, molecular function: ATP binding; protein serine/threonine kinase activity. The transcript has 2 exons. Gene Ontology annotation, cellular component: nucleus; cytoplasm.
AGAUCAGCUUUGACCACGCCGACCCGCCCUCCGGCAUACCGGUUCUCGUCACCCCCUUGUCUCUUUUAAUCAUCUAAGCUACCCUAUUAAUCCAUUCUCUUCCUGCUCAUUUCCUGUCUUGUCCCUCUGCAUAUUGCCUAUCCUAUUUAUUCUAUCUUGGUGGAUUUCGACAAUUCUUUUGGACAACAACGUCUAGUAUCCGCACAUCAAGUAACCAUCCUGACAACACCCGAACCGCUUACGUUCUAUAUCAACGGUUCUCGCCAAGCUGAAUGCACCCGUACGUCAGUAUAGCUCUUCAAUAGAGCUGUUAAGAGGGUACAGUGACUGUACGAGAGAAGGUAGUCAUAUCUCUCUUAUUCAGUAGGAUUAAACAGGGCUAUCCAGCAGCUUGCCAUCGGGAUCGAACAAGAACACAGGAAAUGGUCAACAUGACGGUCGCACACGAUUCCCUCCGGGGGUCUUCGAUACCUCAAGCUAACAAGCUGCCCCUUGAGGAUCGAUUCGAAGUUUUGAAGGAGAUCGGUGAUGGAAGUUUUGGUAGUGUGGUUCUAGCAAGGGUUAGGACUGCUGGUUCGAGCGUAGCUCGCCGUGGCACUGUGGUUGCUAUUAAGACUAUGAAGAAGACCUUCGAGUCCUUCACACCGUGUCUUGAGCUUCGAGAGGUUGUUUUCCUAAGGACAUUACCGCCGCACAGCCAUUUGGUUCCCGCUCUUGAUAUUUUCCUCGAUCCGUUCACCAAGAAACUCCAUAUAUGUAUGGAGUACAUGGAAGGAAAUUUGUAUCAGCUUAUGAAAGCCCGCGAUCACAAGUGCCUCGACAACGCAAGCGUCAAGAGCAUCUUGUUUCAGAUUAUGCAAGGUCUCGAACAUAUCCACGCCCACCACUUUUUCCAUCGCGAUAUUAAACCCGAGAAUAUUCUUGUCACGACAUCUGCACACCAAGACUCUGUUAACUCUUUCAGACGGUAUUCAGCAUUGAUGACGCCGCCAUCUACGCCUCCGGCAUACACUGUGAAGAUUGCUGAUUUCGGUCUGGCAAGAGAGACGCAUUCCAAGUUACCUUACACAACAUAUGUAUCGACGCGAUGGUAUCGUGCUCCGGAAGUACUACUGCGAGCCGGUGAAUAUUCUGCACCUGUAGAUAUUUGGGCCGUUGGUGCCAUGGCGGUCGAAAUUGCAACAUUGAAGCCUCUUUUCCCAGGAGGUAACGAAGUUGAUCAGGUUUGGAGGGUUUGCGAGAUUAUGGGUAGUCCCGGAAACUGGUAUAACAAGGCGGGCGCUCGAGUAGGUGGAGGAGACUGGAGAGAAGGAACACGACUGGCUGGAAAGCUUGGGUUUUCCUUCCCGAAGAUGGCACCGCACUCAAUGGACACGAUACUUCAGGCACCUCAAUGGCCCGCGUCUCUCAGCCAGUUUGUGACUUGGUGUUUGAUGUGGGACCCGAAGAGCCGGCCAACAUCGACCCAGGCAUUGGCUCAUGAAUAUUUCACAGAUGCAGUUGACCCAUUACGACCUAAGUCGUCAGCAUCGAGGAUACUAGGUCGGAAGCAAUCCGACAUAAGCCGUGGGAAAGACACUGCUUCCGGGACGCCAACUUCAUCAAAGCCCUCCUGGUUCAGAAAAUCGUUAAUCGGCCGCAACGAUACCACGGAAAGUCCACCUGCGCCUAUCAGUGUGAAGGAUAUAGUUGCGGCUCCGCGUCCAUCGCCAAUUCAUUCACCCGAACCCGCGGAAGUUCCUGCUGCCAAACCGAGGCCAGCCGCUGGUAAGCGCACUACAUGGACUAAUGGGCCAUCGAAUGUUGCUCCCAUGCCGAUUUUGCCUACGAUCCGACCUAUUUCGCCCUUGUCGGAUGCUGUGACUGCUCAGGCGUCGAACCGCACCCCCUCGUAUAAUGAUCUAUAUGCCAGCGGAAACGACAAAUCUAAAAAGAUCGGGCGCCAGCUCUCGGUAGCCUCAGCCACAAACCAUUAUACUGAGAUGCACCGGCAACAAGCUGAACGGGCUCUGAAUGGCGGCAGUGGGCUAGCUUCACCGCCGAGUGGGCACAAAGAAAGCUUCUUUUCCCAUCUACGCAAGCGAGCUAGGAGGUUCUCUGGUAGGCAUCAAACUCCUGCUUCGCCUUCGUAUGAGGACCUCGAGGCACAGGCAGGCUGUGGGCCUUGGUCUAGCAAUCGAUCUUCAAUGGUCAUUGACCAGAACGCAUCUACGGCGAAGGUGGACAAUUACGAAUCGUUAGAUCGCACUUUACACGAUUCCCAUAAUUCCGCGCUGAGUACUCCCGCACCGCCUAUUCAUAUGGCUGUGUCAAGUGGCAACUUGAAGCGACAUCAUUCAUUACCUCAUCAGCAACCUAGAUCUGUUGAUAACCUUAUCGGGGUUGCUCGUACGCCUGGGCCGAUUUCUAGCCGAACGAGGAGAGCGCAAGCAACUCACGGCGUGCAGAGCGACGCCUUGGACGAGGAAGAUGAGCUGCUAGACGAAGCACUUCACUCUACCCAUAAAGCCAUGAAGCGACUCGAGAAGGAAGGAAAGGCCAAUCUUCGACAAUCAGCCAGUAAUGUUGGGCUCUCGAACCCGUAUCCGACACCGUCCCCAUCAGCUAGUGGAAAUGCCGUGCUUUUCGGGGAUGGCCAUGAAUCCCUAGCACCCAAGCCGUUAGACCUACGCAAAAAUUCGGGACGAGAUGGUCAGAAUAAGUGGCCUACUCCUCCGUACGAAGAAGGCGAGUGGGCAUCUUCGGCGGCUGCAAGCAUUUGGGCUGCUGGCAACAGAUUCUAAACAUUUCGAUUGGUAUUGGUUGUUUCACAUGUUCCUCAUGGCACGGUGUUAGGAGUUCAUUUUGGGUUCUACGGAGUCUUACAGCAUUAUAUUUUGCAGCGCUCAUUUUCCAGCAUACUUUCCGAUCUUGGCUCGAUUUCCGCUCGUCGAUCUGGAGUCCGAUUCGACAUUUGGCCAGUCCAG